Molecule: messenger RNA, 1701 nt
Organism: Tetrahymena thermophila SB210
Lineage: Eukaryota; Ciliophora; Oligohymenophorea; Hymenostomatida; Tetrahymenidae
Product: elongation factor Tu GTP-binding domain protein
Exons: 3
Biological process (GO): translational elongation
Cellular component (GO): ribonucleoprotein complex; cytosol
Molecular function (GO): GTPase activity; translation elongation factor activity
Source: RefSeq, a predicted model, not a curated record
AUGAAAUCAAGCUAAGAUUUAUCAAAAAUCUUAUUAGAUGUAGCUGCCUAAAAAAAUAUAAGUAUUCUAGGAACUAGUAAAGGGUGCGGUGUUACAUCUUUGACUAAUUUUUUAUAUAAAAACUAUGGAUUUAAACCUGAAGGAGAUCUUAAAAUUUAAGAAUUAGAAUUAGGUAGAAUAACUUUAGCCAUUGAAGAUAAAAAUGUAGUUAGCAUUGACAAUACUAAUGAACAUUUUUGCGAUAAAGAAGGAAUAAUAAUUGUCAUUGAUCUUACUGAAAAAAAUCUAGAUUCAGUAUAGUUUUCAAACAUACUCAAAACUAUUAAAAAGUUUAAAUUAAACUUUGUCUGGUAUUUCAAUAAACUUGAUAAAGCUAUUUUCGACAUGUAAAAAAGUAAUCCAGAAGAAGUCUACUAACUCUUAAUAGAAAAAAUUGAAUAAGCAAAUUAACUGAUUGAAUAAGUUAAUGAAGAUUAAAGCGAUUAUAUUGAAGAAAUCGAACCUACAAGGUCUAAUGUAUUGAUUGGAUCAGCAGUUGAUGGAUGGGCUUUUUCAUUACAUAAUUUCGCUGAAGAGUACAGUAGCAAGUUGAAGAUUGAACCUUAAAAAUUAGUUACUAAAUUUUGGGGAGAAAAUUAUUAUAAUUCUGAUGACAAGACAUGGCACAUCACUUCUCAAGAUUAGAAAAAAGUUAAUAGAUCUUUUUGCACUUUCAUCUUUGAUCCUAUUUGGAGACUUCAUUUAUUAAUUAGAUAAGGAAGUUUAGAUCUUGUUCAAGAACUUGUAAAGUAAAUUGGUAUUGAAGUUGACAUUUCAAACAAAUCUGGAAGAAUUUUGUUGAGAGUCAUAAUGUAUGCUUGGCUUAAUAGUGCCAAAGCUAUCUUAGGAGCUGUCUAAAAGCAUAUUUUAGGAUUUGAGGAGGGUUUAUUAGAAUUAAAUAGAUGGUAAGUUUAUAGCAAAUAAUUAGAAAAGUAUCAAGAACUAAAAUCAAAUAUGAUUUAUUGCUUUGGAAAAGAUCCUACAACAGGAUUAACACUUGCAAAAAUUCUAAAAAAAAGGGAAAAUAAAAUUGCUAAGCUUAAUGCUUUUGUAUGUGAUUUGAUGACAGGUCCAUAGCUUCUUAGAUAAAUAGAGGUUACUGGUAUAUUUUAGCCUUAUUUUUCCAAAAAUUAUAUAACUCUAGAAUGGAAUCAAGUUAUUUAAGGCUAAGUUGUGCUUAUAAAAGCUGAUGACCUUUAAGAAGGUAUGAUUUUAAUUGAAGAAAAUGGAAUUUAAUUCUACAAAACAUACAGCUAACAGUACAAAGAAACUCCCUCUUCUUUGGAAAAUAAAAAUCCUUUCAGCAUUUAAAACUACAUCUUAGGAACAUUAGAUAAACUUAACCCAAAGCUUAAAAAAGUUUUUGCCUAAAAAAAUGAAUUAUUUUUAACAUUUGAAGAAUUAGCUGAAUAUCUCAUUCAAAAUAAUGACUUUACAAAAUAGGAUGUUUCCUCCAUUGUUUGUAUUAAGCAAGAUUGUAUCGUAUUGAAUUACUCCAAAAAUUCACAAAAUAAAAGUAUAUUUAAGUGCUUUGAAAAGGCAAUUGAACUAUCAAAUAUUAAAGGUUUAAGAAUAGAAAUAGAGCAAAUAAAUGACAAAGCAGCCAUUAACGAAGAUGAUCUAGUAAAGGCAAUUGUCAAUGAAUUUAAAAGUUAUAUAUGA